CGUCCGAGUCAACCGAAUUCACAAGCGAACAAAAGUAUCAACGUGUCGACGGCGAACAUGAGGCGGAGUGAGGAGGAGUCGAAGACGGUCGGGAGUCUCUAGAGACCGCUCCGCCGCCGUCCUACAACUCUCUCCUUCUGUCCUUCAUCCUCAUAUCUCGACCUUUCAAUGGCUUCCAUUUCUCGAGCUUUUCUCACAUCCACUCUCGCCGAGCUGUCACCCAAGCCCCUCCGGCGGCCUCCGCCGCGUCCUCCGUUCCCGCACCACCUCCUCAUCCGCCCCUUUCUUCCACCCGCUCCGACCUCCUCUAGGCGGCUCCAUUCAUCUCCCGCCACCGUCUGCUGCCUCGUGUCCGGAGUAGGCGGCGGGGGCGGAGUCUCCGACGACUUCGUUUCCACCAGAAAGUCCGAUUUCGGCCGCGAAUUCGCCGUAAUCGCCAAUAUGCUUAAGCGGAUUCAGCCUCUUGACACUUCGGUGAUUUCUAAAGGCGUUUCUAGCGCUGCCAAGGACUCCAUCAAGCAGGCCAUAACCACUAUGCUAGGGUUGCUGCCAUCGGAUCAGUUCUCAGUUACAGUUCGGGUCUCAAAGAACCCUCUCCAUAGCCUAAUCGUUUCUUCAAUAAUUACAGGGUAUACCUUGUGGAAUGCGGAGUACAGAACCUCGUUGAUGAGGAAUCUUGAGAUUUCAACACACCGUUCAAAAAAUUUGAACUCUGGAGAUGCAAAUGGAGAGUCAUUGGUAAAUGGUGAUGAAGUUAGCAUUCGGGAAAUUCAAAGUGGGGAAGAUGGAUCCAAUGGAGUUGCAGGCAUGAUGGGUGUCCAAAAUCUUGGUGAAUUGUCUCCCCGAGCUCGGGAUUACAUCCAACAAUUAGAAAUGGAGCUGCUAAAAGUCAAACAGUCAGCCUUUCAAGACCGGCGAUUUGUAGAAGCAAUGACAAACACUUCCAGAGAAGAACGACAUUGAUUGGUUUUCCAUAAACUGAUGGCCUAGUUCAGGUUUUGGAAGCCAUUUUCCCAACUUGGGAGUGACUUGAUUUCACUUCACGAUCCAUCCAGCUAUUCUUUGAAUGGUUAGUGCAGUUUAGGAUGUGAUCGGAGAGCAUUAUGUAUGGAAAUAAGCCGAAUAAUUGGAAACGUGUUACGUUGUUUGUUGCUGGGCAUUGGACUUUGGUGUGCUGCUUAUAAUUUGGCAAGCUGUCUUGUAAUUAGCAAUUUGCAAACUCAACUUUAUCUGCCUGCCUCUGUUAAUAUAGAUUUAUUCUUUGG
Cuscuta campestris is the source of this 1265-nucleotide messenger RNA. The record is from the annotation of a GenBank genome assembly. Lineage: Eukaryota; Viridiplantae; Streptophyta; Magnoliopsida; Solanales; Convolvulaceae.